AUGGGCGCGAGGGGGGCUGGAAGGGAAGGAAAACGGGCCUCUCCCGGCACUGACGACCUUUUGCCGUCUCCUGCUUCGGUUCUCCUUCCCCCCCCCCCCCCAGGCCGACUCGCCAGCAGCCUUUUGCCAGCUCUGGGGGUAUCCCGGGAUCCAGCGUUGGCUGGGGAAGGCAACAAAACGUCAAAGAACAAGUCGCGCUUCCCAGGCGCGUCCUCCACGUUGAAGUGGGCGGGGGGGCCCUACGAGGUCACGGUCCUCUUCCCCCUGGUUUCCGAAGACCCUCUGGUCGAGCAGCGGCAGCUCUGCAGCCUGGGCGAGGCCAUACCCGCCUUUGGGGGCUCCUCACGGGGGUCUCAGGGCAACACCGCUGACCUUCAGAAUUCUCGCACCGGACUUUCACAACAAGGCACCUGUAGCCGCAGCUCGAGCGGCGCCCCCUUCCACUCAGGGGGGAAAUCGCAGUCGCCUGUAGAGGGGAGUUUGUCGCACCAGGGAGGGAAAGGAGGAGAGGAGGUGCCCAUGGGGGAAGUGAAGCAUGUGCCCUGGGAAUCAUUCCCGCAGAUCAUGCAUGUGGUUGCGUCCAGACGCUUCUCCGAGCACGUCCUGGUCAAGAUUCAAGACAGUCGGCUUCAAGACUUGGGACAGGCCGUCAUUCCCAUCGCCCUCGGUUUCUCUCCAGGCGCCAAGGAAUUCGCAGCCUCCUCCAUUAUCCCUCCCUUCCCGGUUAUGAAAGAGCGUGUGCGCGUGGCAUUGUCCUCCGGAGGUGUAUUCAAGGGUAUGUUGACAUUGGACCUGAGUGUGACGGUGCAAGCGCUCCUUCCGCAGCAGAAAAAGGGGGCAUUAGGCCUCGCCGCAAGCAUGAAGAAGUCGAAGAUGACUGCCUCCGGUAGCGCUGUUCUCAGCGGCCAGAAAUCAGGAGCAGGUAAUGGAAGCUCGGAACGCGAGCUCCAGACAAGCGCCAGCACUGGGGCGACUCGUCUGACCGCGGAGAAAGUGGGAUCGGUCCACACCUGAGACAUCAUAUCUUAAAUUUUCAAACUGUCAGUCCCAGCGCUACUGCCUCCGGGAUGUCCGACUGACUACAGAUGAAAUGAUACGAAAAGGAGCCAUGAAAUGAAAGAAGGGGAUUCGUUAUUUUGAAAAUUAGCAGAAGGGACGACAGCAGGGCUGGCUCAAGCGUGGAGGCACCUUCUCAACACCUUCGUAAUUUAAGAAUUGAACUGAAUGAUAUCCGA
Nannochloropsis gaditana CCMP526 is the source of this 1235-nucleotide messenger RNA. RefSeq lists its product as uncharacterized. The coding region runs from base 1 to 1014 and encodes 337 amino acids. The record is from RefSeq and is a predicted model, not a curated record. The transcript has 5 exons.